CAAUUAUUGUAUAUCUAUAUCUACGACUUUCGGUUCUCAGACAAACUUCCGCUUUAUGAGCAUGCGUAGAUCAGUUUGAAACAAGGCAGCCCACGAUGGCCGCGAAUAGUGUGCUUUUAGGCUUGGUAGAAGAAUUCGUUUCAGGACAACAGGACAGCAAGGCCUCAGAAACAGCAACAGGUGUGAAAACUGGACAGUUCACAGUACUGGAGUUGGUUGAAGCAUUGGGGUUGAGUCUCACAAGUACACAGGCCCAAACAAGAGGCCGGGGAGUCCAGCUCCUCUCGCUGGUCCUGCAGGAGUGCUCUGGGAGCCUCUCGGAAAGGGAAGUGGAGGUCCUGGUAGCCUUUUAUGAAGACAGACUGAAGGACCAUUAUGCCAUCACACCAUAUGUCUUACAAGGGAUCAAAGCCCUGACAAAAUGCCCCAAGCUUCCUCCCGGCUUGUCGGUCUCCAUUUUGAGAUCUCUCUUCCAGGAUGUCCACGUGCAGUCCCUGAUGCUGAAAGAGCGAUCAUGUGCCUACACCAUCCUGAUCAAUCUGAUGCAGUCCAGGGAGGAAGAACUGAAGGGUUUGGGUGCGGACUUUGUCUUCGGUUUUGUCCAAGCGAUGGACGGGGAACGGGAUCCUCGAAACCUCCUCCUGGCCUUCCAGAUCGCAGGGAACAUCGUUCACCAAGGCUACGAGUUGGGUAAAUUCACAGAGGAGCUGUUUGAAGUGACAUCCUGCUAUUUCCCGAUAGACUUCUCUCCACCGCCGAACGACCCCCACGGCAUCACCCAGGAGGACCUCAUCCUGUCGCUGCGGUCCGUCCUGACAGGAACCGCCCGUUUUGCCGAGUACUUGCUGCCACUCAUCAUUGAGAAAGUGGACUCGGAUGUGCAGAGCGCCAAGCUGGACUCGCUGCAGACACUGACUGCCUGCACCACUUUGUACACAUACAAGGACCUGGCGGAGUUCCUGACAGGAUUGUGGUCCUCGUUACGCAGAGAGGUCUUCCAGACGACCAGUGAGAAGGUGGAGGCGACCAGCCUUUCGGCUGUGACUGCCCUCACGGCCUGCCUCUCCCGCUCCAUCCGCCACUCUGACUCUGAAGAUGGCCUGGAGGUCUUUCUGGACCUGGUCCUCGGAGACUGCAAGCACCACCUCUGCGAGCCCGACCUGAAACUGGUCUGGCCCAGCGCCAAGCUGCUGCAGGCUGCGGCUAGCACCUCCUACAGGGCGAGCCACAAAAUCGCAGCCUCCGUCGUGCCCCUGCUCCUGGAACAAUACAGCACCCACGCGGAGUGUGCUCAGAGGCGCACCCUGCUGGAGGUGGUGCAGGGCUUCGUCCAGCCGGCGCAGAAAAGCCUGCCUGGGGAAGGAGAGGAGAGCGUUCUGUCAGAGUUCCAGGAGCCCUUGUGCAGUCUGGUGUUCUCGGCGCUGUCCGAGUCUAGCGCGGGUCUCCAGGUUACCGCCAGCCGUGUUCUCUCAGCGCUGGGCCAGCAGCCAGGCCUGCUGUUGGCGUCGGACGUCGAAUUGGCCGCAGAACACCUGACCGGGCUGGUUCUGGAGGAGGACGAGCCGCAAGUCUGUUCGGCUGUCCAGGACUGCGCGUGCACCCUGGCCCGUCUGUACCCUGACGCUUUCACCUCAAAGAUGAUCCCAAAGCUGAAGUGGGAGAUCUUCUCCGAGCCGAUGGAGCAGGGUGAUGGGGAGGCCCCAGUGCAGAGACACACACGUCAGGCGGUGCGACAGCGGUGUGUGACAGUGCUGGCCGUGGUGUCCUCCCAGCCCAGCGUGGUACAGGAGAGCGCCCCCAUCCUGCUGGAGGUCCUCACCUCCGCACACUCAGGCAGCGGCUUGUUCUCAUUGGAGGAAAUGGUCUCCACGUGUCACAGCUUACAGCGGAUAGCAGCACAGGCGCAGAACACGGAGGAGACGGGGCGCUUCUUUCAUGACAUCAUCAUCCCGCGCCUGCUUGGGCUGGCCCUGCAGGCAGCUCUACAGGGUGAGAGCGAGGGGGCCCAGAGGAGCCCCCUGACAGAGGAGGCUGUGCUGACUGCUCUGGUCCCCAUGAUGAGCACCGCGUGUGGCCGGCUGCAGUCACAGAUGGCGGCCCUCACAGCCUCCCGGGCGGUUUCCCUCUUCCUGGACGGAGACGUGUCCUUCCUGCCCGAGAACGACUUCCCGUCCCCUCUCCAGCUACUGAAGAAGCAGCCGGAGGCCUGGGGCCGGUCUCAGUUGGUGUGCCUGCUCAUGGCUUGUGUGUGCUCCAUGCCAAGGACUGUGGAGAUUCCCCAGAUUGACAGACUGUUUGAGGAAUUGGAGGAGCUGAGCUGUACGUCUCCCCACCCCUUUUCUUAUACUUCAGCGGCAAAGUGCUUCGCAGGGCUGGUCAACAAGAGACCUGCAGGGGAGCUGCUGGACUCUGUGCUGGAGAGAACGGUGAAGAGGAUCAGCUCAGAGCUGGACUGUGCGUCCUCUUCCUUCCGUACGCAGGCUUUCACACUUCUGCUGUGGGUGGCCAAAGCCCUCCUUAUCCGAUACCAUCCCCUAUCCACAGCCCUGACGGACAAGCUGUUCUCCCUGCUGCUGGACCCCGAGCUGGCCAACAUGGCCGCCGAAAGCUUCACCGUGCUGCUGAGCGACCCGGCGGAUGUGCUGACUCGCUCCUGCCACGCCGACCUGCGCAUCAUGUACCGGCAGAGGUUCUUCUCCGAGAACUCGGCCAAGCUCUUCCAGGGCUUCAACUCGGCAGGCCAAGACAAGAAGCCGGGGUACCUGAAGGCGCUGUCCAACAUCGUGAACCACCUGCCGAGACAGGUCCAGCUCACCGAGCUCCCUGUGCUCCUGCCUCUCCUGCUGGAAGCGCUGUCCUCCCCGGAUAAGGGGGUGCAGCUGUCCACCCUGUCCUGCCUGUACCCCGUCCUGAUGGACCCCCCGCCGGCCCUCAAGCUGCAGGUGGACGGGCUGGUGUCCCACCUGCUGGAGCUCACCACCAGCCCUGGCAUGGAUGUGCGGAUUGCCAGCCUGCGCUGCCUGCACGCCCUCUGUCGACUCCCGGAGCACAUGAUCCUCCCGUUCCGUGCGCGGGUGAUACGCGCCCUGGCCGUGGCCGUCGACGACAAGAAGAGGCGGGUGAGGAAGGAGGCCGUGCUGGCACGGGGAGAGUGGUUCCUGGUGGGGUGUCCUGGAAGGUGAGGCAGACCCCGUGAAGCCACCCCACCCCGACCCCGUCCAGCCUGGGAGAGAUGGACAAUCCAUUUGGGGAAGACACCCCUGGGCCAUGGAGCCAGCCCCCCCACCCACCCCCAUGGAAAAACAGCCUCACCCCAAGGUGUUUGGCACUGUCGCCUUGAACCUUAAAUUUUUUUAUUUGUACCCUUCAUGUUCUCGUACUGCUUCUGCCGUGAACGCGCACAAAGUGAGGAGUUGGGCCACCGCAGGGUUACUUCACACACUGUGUUGACCAAGCCCACUCUAAACCCCCUCCCUUAAGGCAGACGGUACCAAACCAAGCACUGAGCUCUAUCCCGCUGCGGGCUGCAGAGGUGGCGGGAACAGGGGCAGCUACCCUCUACGGCCGCAACAGAUCAUGUACCGAAAUUACGCCUCUCACCCAAUCCUCUGGUGUACUCUACAGAAGAUAUGCUUAAUCACCCACCAAUUAAUGAGUCAAAGUCUUCUCUGAUAUUUUAACAGUAUUAAUGGCAAGAUUUCACAAGGUGACCUUAAAUCAAUUUUCUGGUGGGGAGAGCGUUUGCAUUUUGACAUCCGUUUGUAUUGUUCAAAGACUGACGCCGUUAUGUCGAUACUGACACUUUACAGCCACUUCACAACUGUAGUUAGAUCUUUUCACUGCGCCAACCAAUUUAAAAACCUCAUGGAAAAAAAUAUUACUUAUGCCAAGGAUAUUGUUAGAACAAUAUUUAAAUAUAACUUAACAUGUCAAUAAACCUUUUUGGUAAAUCUAUCAA
This is a messenger RNA of Conger conger (European conger), 3958 nucleotides long. It is a transcript of the gene mms19, whose product is annotated as MMS19 homolog, cytosolic iron-sulfur assembly component. The transcript is spliced from 31 exons. Gene Ontology annotation, biological process: iron-sulfur cluster assembly. Bases 96 to 3182 code for a protein of 1028 amino acids. The record is from RefSeq and is a predicted model, not a curated record. NCBI's taxonomy places the organism in Eukaryota, Metazoa, Chordata, Actinopteri, Anguilliformes, Congridae. Gene Ontology annotation, cellular component: MMXD complex; cytosolic [4Fe-4S] assembly targeting complex.